UUUAUCAAGGCCAAAACAACACGUUGACAUGUGAGAAAAUCAUAUAAAAGGUGAAAUUAUUCAAAUAGAAAAUUAUAUUUAAAUUUAAUUUUCAUUCGAAUCAGUGAAUGUAUUCAUCAAUUAAAAUUUAAAUUGUUAAUCACGAGAAAAUGAUGAGUUUUAAUCCACUUUUUGUCGUUAAUUUUUUUUGGUUCAUCACCAUUUUCCUUGGCCUCCUGUCAUCUUUAUCCAACCAGAAUCCUGUUUCUGGUUAUGGUCAAGGUUCUGGUGCUGGUGCUAAAGCUUCCACUUCACCUGUCACAAACACUGUUUCAAGACUUUCGUCAGCCGAUGCUACUUCAAGGAUCUCUUCAGCUGUACAAAACAUCAUAUCAAAUGGUGGAGUUAAUAAAAACAAUCUUUCCAGCGUUAUCAGUAACAUUGGUUCGAUGGUUUCUGUAUCUAAUCCUGGUUUGAUAGGAGAUGAAGUCUUGGUUCAAACCUUAUUGGAAGUAGUCAGUGCGCUGGUUCACGUAUUAAGUAGCUCAUCCAUCGAAAGUGUAGAUGCAGUGGGCCAAUCUUCAAGCUCUGCAACUGGCAUUAAAAAUGGCAUAAAAGGAAAAUAAUGUACUGGUGUUUCCCAAUUUAUUCAUCUCUGUUUUAAUCAGUUAAAAUUCUAAGUGUUAAAUAAAACAAUUUUUUGACAAAAGUCAAUCACAAUUAAAGGUCUAACUGAUAAUUAACUAAUCAAAUGUAUCAUUAAAAUAACCAAAUCAAAAAUCA
This is a messenger RNA of Panonychus citri (citrus red mite), 762 nucleotides long. RefSeq names its product spidroin-1-like. The coding region runs from base 150 to 605 and encodes 151 amino acids. NCBI's taxonomy places the organism in Eukaryota, Metazoa, Arthropoda, Arachnida, Trombidiformes, Tetranychidae. The transcript has a single exon. The record is from RefSeq and is a predicted model, not a curated record.